Messenger RNA from Salvelinus namaycush (lake trout), 4251 nucleotides. Its product is annotated as calmodulin-regulated spectrin-associated protein 2-like. The record is from RefSeq and is a predicted model, not a curated record. Gene Ontology annotation, cellular component: microtubule minus-end. NCBI's taxonomy places the organism in Eukaryota, Metazoa, Chordata, Actinopteri, Salmoniformes, Salmonidae. Gene Ontology annotation, molecular function: microtubule minus-end binding; calmodulin binding; spectrin binding. The transcript has 20 exons. The coding region runs from base 1 to 4251 and encodes 1416 amino acids. Gene Ontology annotation, biological process: neuron projection development; negative regulation of microtubule depolymerization; cytoplasmic microtubule organization.
AUGGGUGAAGUGACGGACGCCAGGGAAACUAAAAAUACCUUUAUUGUUCCCGCAAUAAAGUCUUCUGAUCACUAUGAUUGUUCUCGAGCAAAAAUCUACUGUAGCCUCACGUGGCUGGUGGCCAAAGCAUUUGGGACAGACAGUGUCCCGGCCGACCUGAAGGAGCCCUUCUACACAGACCAGUAUGAACAGGAGCAUCUGAAGCCUGCAGUAGUCAGCCUACUGCUGUCUGCUGAGCUCUACUGCAGAGCCGGGAGCCUCAUCCUGACGAGUGGAGGUCACCAUCCCCUGGUUGGUCACGAUGCUGUCAUCCAGGCCCUGGCCCAGAAGGGACUCCACGUCACAGACCAGGCGAGGCUGGUUACUGAGAGAGACCUAUGCAAGAGGCCCCUACAGAUGAGUGUCCACCUGGCGAUGAUGGACACGCUGAUGAUGGCGUACACGGUGGAGACGGUGAGCGUGGAGAAGGUGGUGGCGUGCGUCCUCCAGUACUCCUCCCACCACGACGAAGAUGCAGACACGCCGUACGACACCGAGGACGCCGUGACCAGCUGGAUCAACAAGGUAAAUGAGUAUUUGAAGGAUAUCAUUGGUCAGGAGCGGAGGAGAAAAAGGCUGUGUGCUGAGCCUGUUGGCAGGCCAGGGACUCUCUACAGGAAGGAGCAGCAGACUGUGGCCCAGCAGGUGCCCUGGAUCCCCCCUGUCGAUAACCUGCUGAAGGACACCACUGACGGCUGCGCCCUGGCCGCUCUGCUGCACUUCUACUGCCCACAGCUAGUCAGACAUAUCUGUCUGAAGGAGCGUAUGUCGCUGGCGGACAGCCUGUACAACCUGCAGCUGGUGCAGGACUUCUGUCAGGAGCACCUGAGCCGCUGCUGCCACUUCAGCCUGGAGGACAUGGUGUACGCCUCCUCGUCCCUCAAAAAUAACUACCUUGUGUUCCUGGCCGAGCUGUUCUGUUGGUUUGAAGAGGUGAAGCCCUCCUUUGUACAACCAAGAGUUCUGGAUACUGAAGAGCCAGCCCUCACAUCGUUGAGGAACAUUCCCUCAGUUCCCAUCUCCAAUGUCACCAAGAAGAGCUUCAUGGAGAGACCGCCCAGCCCAGAACCACCCAGUCUGCCUCUCCGGCCUCAACCUAGGAACUCAGGUGAAAUGAAGAGAUCCACCUCAAUGUCCUUUGUGGAUGGCUGCGUAGGAACCUGGCCCAAGGAGAAAAGGUCCGGGCCUUACGGGGUAUCCUACGACAUUCCCUUCGACAAAGAGGACACCCAGACGUCUACUCCCCCCGGCCAUGGCAUGACUCGCUCUACCAGCACAGAGGGCUUCAAGGUCCACCAAAUGCCCCGGGGCAUGAAGAGGAACCUGUCCUUCCAGCCCAUCAAUGGGCAGGGCGUGGGCAUUGAGGAGGAGGGCUGCCCGGACAGCCUAGCAGGCCCCGAUCUGCCAAGACAGCCUGGCAGACCUCAACCCAAUGGCUCAUCAGCCCUGGAUGGGCAUGGAAAAGGCGCAGCCAUCCCCAGCAUGGAGGAGGCCCUCCAGAUCAUCCACAACACCGGGAGGAAGCCCCCACAAUGCCCCCUGACGGGGGGUAUCAGCCAUGGCUUUUUCCUGCACAGUCAAAACCGGGGCAGAGGUGUAGUCGGCCUGGACCCCAAGGCCCAACAGGAGAACAUGGACCUGGACUCACUGAACACCACAGAGGUGGACACAGACAUCCACUUGAGGACGGAGGACAUCGCCGAGAUGCUGGACGAGGACUCUUCGCUGGGGGAAGCUACGAGCAUGGAGCUAGACAUGGACACACACAGUCCCUGCCCCAGCAGCUCAAGCUAUGGCAAAUCUCCCUCCACUAGCUCCGGCAUCAAGAUGACCAGCUUCGCAGAGCAGAAGUUCCGGAAGCUCAGCAACCCCGAAUCAGGGAGAAGAAGCAGCAGCAGCAGCGGGGGCGGCAGCUCCCUCAAGACCACCCCCGAGGGCUCGGAACUGGGCCUCCCCCUCUCCGUCUCCUGGGCACCCACUCCAGAGCACAGCCCCGUUCAUCAACAGAGCAUUGACCCGGCUCAGGCCAUGGCAACAGAGAUGGUUCAGCUGCGCAUGCGCCUGGAGGAGAAGCGAAAAGCCAUUGAGACGCAGAAGAAGAAGGUGGAGGCAGCGUUUACGCUUCACCGCCAGAGGAUGGACCACUCCGCUUUCCUGGACGUGGUCAAGAGGAAGGCCGACGGUGCCUCAAGGAGCAAAGCGGACACGCCUGACGGGGCCGAGCAGGGGCAGGCGCCCUUCGGGAUCUGCUGGCUGAAAUCCCCAGGAAGAAGCACGGGAGAAGAGGGAGGUCAAGGUCCCAGUGAGGUGGAUCUAGCGAACUACACACGCUCCAUGGAGAAGCUCAACCACUCACUGGGCUUCCUGCAGAUGGAGAUGCAGCGCCUGGCCCAGCAGCAGGAGGUCAUCAUGGCCAUGAGGGAACAACGGCAACAACAGGCCUGGGUCAUUCCCCCUCCCGAGACCCAGCCCUCACCCCAGAAAUAUGCUCGCGCCUCUGUCCGCUCCUCCGACUCUCCCUCCCCGGUAGACUCGCCCCGCUCCGCCCACCACUCGCCCACCAGCAUCAAGAGGAAGUCGGCCUCCUUCCACUCACGGAACCCCCGCACUCCGCGCCCCAGCGAGCUUAAGCUGGCCCCCUAUAACCGCUGCCUGACGGCGCCCCAGUCUGUGGACAGCCUCCCCCGCCUGCGCCGUUUCUCCCCAUGUCAGGCCAUGGCCUUCACCUACAUGGGGGACAAACCCACCGGUGAAACCCCUGAGACCGGAGACAGGGACACUGAGCAUGUGCUAUCCCCAGAGAGAGAGGCUGUUAGUGCAUCGUCACCCUCCUCCCCAGCCAAAAACAACCAGAGAACACAACCAGGGACACUAGAGAUUUCCAAGAAGGAUGAUGUGGAGGAGAAGGAAAUGGAGCACAAGUACAAAAUGGAGGAGAUUAAACCCAUAAUAGUGUCGACCGUAUCUGAAGUGCUGGCCCAGCCAGUGAAAGAGUCCUUUACGGUCACCCCCACAGAGACCCCCUUUAUCUCAGACAUGUUUGGCCAGGCCAGAAGCAAUCUGAUUGAGGUGCCUCUGUACGUGCUCAAGCCCCUGGAGGGAGAGGGGAUGGAGGAGAGUGAAGACAUGCAGGGGACCUAUGGCGAAGACGAGAAAAUGUCCUGUGGCUUUUUCUUUAAGGGUGAUGGGAACGGGGAAGACAACAUGGCUCAGAAGAGGGCUGCUCUCCUGGAGAAGAGGCUGAAGAGGGACAAGGAAACGCAGCAGAAGAAGCUGCAGCAGGAGGCGGAGCUAGAGCGGAAGAAGGAGGAGUCACGAGUGAAAGCGGAAGAAGAGCACGUGAGGAAGGAAGAUGAGAAAACUCGCCGGGAGUUCAUCAAGCAGGAGUACCUGAGGAGGAAGCAGCUCAAGCUCACGGAGGACAUGGACACGGUGAUAAAGCAGCAGCAGCGGCCGUCCGGCGCCAAGCAUAGGAGAGCCCGGCCCAGGUCCACCCACCGGGACAGCAUGGACUCCUCCAGAACCCCGGCCAGGGCAGCAGGUUCACGACCUCGUGUUUUUUCAGUGCCCAGCUUGUCUCUGGCCUCUCUCAACCUGGGAGACAGCUUGUCUCUGGCCUCUUUCAACCUGCGGGACAGCGACACUGUGCAAUCUGAGAAGAGAACCCCAAGGCCUGAUUCUGCAGAUGGUUUUCUGUCCCCUUGUCGAUCUGGAAGCCGGAAUGAGGAGGACGAUUGGGAGAAUGGCUCCACUGCCUCAUCUGUGAAAUCAAACACAGAGUACACCGGGCCCAAACUGUACAAGGAGCCGAGUGCCAAAUCAAACAAGCAUAUCAUCCAGAACGCGCUAGCCCACUGCUGCCUGGCGGGCAAGGUCAACGAAGGUCAGAAGAACAAGAUUGUGGAGGAAAUGGAGAAAUCAGAAGCCAACAACUUCCUGGUGUUGUUCAGGGACGGGGGUUGCCAGUUCCGCUCCCUGUACGUAUACAGCCCCGAAACGGACGAGGCCACCAAGUUGAUCGGCAUCGGGCCCAAGAGUAUUAUGAGCAAGAUGAUCGAGGGCCUCUUCAAGUACAACUCGGACAGGAAGCAGUUCAGUCAGAUUCCCGCCAAGACCAUGUCGGCGAGUGUGGAUGCCAUCACGAUCCACGGCCACCUAUGGCAAACCAGGAAACCAGCCACCCCUAAGAAAGUGUUACCUGCCAAGCCCUAA